This is a messenger RNA of Callorhinchus milii (elephant shark), 4265 nucleotides long. RefSeq names its product tubulin tyrosine ligase-like family, member 6 (gene ttll6). Gene Ontology annotation, biological process: microtubule cytoskeleton organization; protein polyglutamylation. Gene Ontology annotation, cellular component: cilium. Gene Ontology annotation, molecular function: tubulin-glutamic acid ligase activity; tubulin binding. The record is from RefSeq and is a predicted model, not a curated record. Lineage: Eukaryota; Metazoa; Chordata; Chondrichthyes; Chimaeriformes; Callorhinchidae.
ACUCAGAGGAAGAGGCAGAGGUUGCUCAGGAAGAAAUGAAUGUAGUGAGGACCACUGGACCAACCAGAGAAGUGCAUAUGGUUCACGAUCUCGAACAGACAAAGGGAGAAGAAGAGAAAAUAAAACUAGAGCUCAAAGUAUCCAGGGUGGAGGGAAAUGCAAAAGACUCCCCCAUCAAAGAGCCAGAUGGACAAAAGAAGAAAAAGAAGAGAAAACGCAGCUUUUCCUCUCUUGCAGGUGGCUGGGAAUAAAUUUAAUAAAUUGCAAAUAUGACAGUGUCCAUCGUACAGCCCGACGGUGUGGAUUGAAGGAGGUUGGGGAGGAUGAGGAAUGGAUAUUGUACUGGACUGACUCUUCUGUAUCUCAUGAACGAGUCAUGGAGAUGAAGCGUUUUCAGAAAAUGAACCAUUUUCCGGGAAUGAGUGAGAUUUGUAGGAAGGACCUUCUAGCCAGGAAUAUGAACAGAAUGUUGAAACUCUUCCCAAAGGAAUACAAUAUCUUCCCACGUACCUGGUGUCUUCCUGCAGAUUUUGGGGAUUUUCAGGCCUACUGUCGAACCAAGAAGAACAAAACAUACAUCUGUAAACCAGAUUGCGGGUGUCAGGGCCGUGGCAUUUUCAUUACGAAAAAUCCAAAGGAGAUUAAAAAUGGAGAAAGGAUGAUCUGUCAGCAGUACAUCUGCAAGCCUUUCAUUAUAGAUGGCUUCAAAUUUGACCUCCGUGUCUAUGUCUUGCUCACAUCCUGUGACCCUUAUCGAAUAUUUGUUUAUAAUGAAGGGCUGGCCCGGUUUGCAACAACGAAGUACAGUGAACCUUGCAGCAGCAACUUGGAUGAUGUUUGCAUGCACUUGACAAACUACGCUAUCAACAAGCACAGCAAGAACUUUGUUAGAGAUGGUGACAGCAGCAGCAAAAGAAAACUGUCCACAUUCAACACGUGGCUGGAUGAAAAUGGGUAUGACCAUGCCAAGGUUUGGGCAGACAUUGAAGAUGUUAUCAUUAAAACGCUGAUCUCUGCUUAUCCAAUCUUAAAGCACAGUUACCGGACUUGUUUUCCCAGUCACACUGCUGGCAGCGCUUGCUUUGAGAUCUUAGGAUUUGAUGUUCUAGUGGACCGCAAUCUGAAGCCAUGGCUCCUGGAGGUAAACCACUCGCCCAGCUUUACUACAGACUCCAAGCUGGAUCGAGAGGUGAAGGACAAUUUGCUGUAUGACACAAUUUGCUUGAUAAACCUCGGAGCUUGUGACAAGCGAAAGGUGAUUGAGGAAGACAGGCGGAGGAUACAGGAACGGUUGUUGCAUCGCCACAAAUCUCGUGAAUUGAGGCGGGAGCAGAAUGAAAACAACCAGGCGGUCUGGCUUCAGCAGUCAGAGAAGUAUGAGGAUGAACACUUGGGUGGAUUCCGCAGAAUAUACCCGCAACCAGACUCUGACAAAUAUGACCUUUUCUUCAAACACAGUGGGUCCCUUUUUCAGGAGACAGUGGCUUCCAAAGCGAGGGAGGAGUGUGCCAGGCAACAGUUGGAGGAGAUCCGAUUGAAAAAUGAACCAAAAGAGUCCUUGGCGAAAAGCAGGCGAUUGAAGGACAGCAGCUUGCAGGGGGAGUCGGCAGGGGAAAGGCCACCACUGCAGUCGCUCACCCGGAGAGCCCUCUACCGCAAACCGUGCGCAUCAGUCAGGAAUAUGUUGGCAGAAUCUAUUGAUAUUAUGAAGCCACUGGAUAUCAUAGAAGAGGAGGAAUUGGAGCGAGUCAGUGGAUUAAUGCAGCGAGAAAAUCUUUUGCGUACAUUGGGAAUCAUUGAACAAGUUUACCGGUUAUUACAGAACAGCUCUGGUGUUAACAGCAAUCCACCACAGGAGCACCUAUUUUAUGGAGGUGCUUCAAAUAAAUCAGUUAAUUACCCAACCUUCAUCAAACAAGCUUGUAGUCAGGAGUAUGAGGGACCAGCAUCUGGUAUCCCAUUGUCUUCUGUGGGAAAGAAUCCUUCGUCAGAAUUGGGAAUCCUGAACCCUCCUACAAUAAACUGGUCCACACUUCUGGGACCCCAAGGACAACCUCCAGUGCACCUUGGAAGUAUGGGAAACCCAAGUCUCGGAAUGGGGCUACCACCACAUCGUUUUCAGUACCGCUUCCCCAUGCGAAAAAGUGUGAUGUGGUCAGGAAGUCACAAUCCUGUUGGUUGGAAUGAAUCUGUUGUCACCGUGAAAGCGAAUGGUUCACCAGAGGGAAGAUUGAGUGGAGCUGGAGUCUGUCCUCGUUCGUUAAGUGCCAAAAGUAAAUUCAUUAAUGACAAUUCAGUGCAGGAAGUGAGACCAAAUCGAAGUGGCAACAUGUUUACAAGUUCCAUGAACAACCUCAGCAACCCUGGAAACCCAGUUACUGCACGUCUGACUAAUCCAGGCACGGCCUCCAGCCUGCCAAACAUGAAGAGUAAUGCAGGCAUCCCUGUAACCCAUGGACUUACUGUAGUCUCAGCCCGAGCCCCCAUGAAUCAACGAUCCAAUUUGUCAAACCGAGCGAACAUACUUAAUGUGCUUCAAUCUGACCUCAGGAGAGCAAGAAAAGGAGAGGGAACAGCAUUGAAUCCCAGUUCGCUCAACAUCCCAUAGGCAGGCCUUGAAUGGAGGCUAAGAUGCACAUGGAGCAGCAAGUUUGCGGAGGGCCACAGGUGAUGGGGAGAGGAUCACAAUGGCCCUUGGGCUGCACAAUGAGAACCACUGCUGUAGACUGAUUUUUUUCAUAUAUUUAUCAUUUUUUUUCUGAAUACAUCCAAGUGAGAAAGCCCCUAGCAAAGUAUGGAUAUAAUUGAUCUGAACAUAUAUUUGGAGCCAAUGUGAUUUGAUAUUUAAGGGAAUGCAUGGUGUAUGGGGAAAGAGUACAGUCUGUCAAUAUUGAAGUUUACUUUAUAUUUCAUGUACCUGUUUGGUCAUUAUUUUAAUUUCUUCUAUUUAUUUUGAUUUUUCUUCUCUUUCUGGUCGGGUUGGGUUGAUGAGCUCAGUCAGUUGAACACUGCACUCUGGACCACAAUGUUCUGGGUUCAAAUCCCAGCAACAUUCAUUCGAAGUGAUCUUAAGAAAGCUUAGGAUUUGCAUGCGAACCAAAGGGCAUAUUUAUGUUUAAUGGAGACUGCUGUCAAUGGGGACCUGAAAGAGCAUUUCUUAUUUAGUUUUUACAUUGUUUUUCCUUUCUUCUCUUUGCCUCUUUAUUGGAUCUAUCUGGCCACAGCUUUAGUAACUUGCUUCCCAAGCAACAAUGCUCGAUUACACAACCUGCAUGCAUGUGGCAUUCUUAACAAUAUAGGGAAGGAGAUAGGUGAUGGAUUGGGUUGGCAUACUUUUUCUGGGAUUUCUAUUGAAUCCAGUCCACACUGAUGGGGGUGAAAAUUUUCCUUUACUGGCUCUAAGCAUAAUUCAUUUUAGAAGUGAACCCAAUUCUCAAUGGGUGAAAGUCCAAGUUACAAAGCUGUCCAUAAUUUGGCUUUAAUAAAAUAAUAAAAUAAAACUUAGUUAAACUUACUUGUGGUGGUCUCAAGGAUGUUCGAUGCAAAAUGGAAGAUUGUUCACUCGUGCAGUAAGGAAUAGAGUUCCAAAGUAGAUUUGAGGCAGAGUAGAGAGAGCCUAAGUCUGUAUUUGUCCUAUGCUGCACCCAUCAGUGAGUCUUUGAUGCUGAAACUGGGUGAAAAGGUGAGGAAAUAUUCAUUCUCAAACCCUUUAUUUUACACAUACAUUUUUUCCCCCAAAUAUACAAAUUUAACUGACUGGUGGUAGAGCAUUGUCAUUGUUGUAAGAAGUUAUGUAAAAGGGGUCCUUGUCACCCUUGAACCUGUGAAAUGCCUACACUAACUGCUAAGUUGUGCUAUGCAGAACUAGUAUUGUGAUUGCGGGCGAUGCUGGUACCAUUUUGAAAUUGGGCAGCACAGAGUACAGUCAAUUCCACAGACUGCAGAGUCUUGUCGCCUGUACCUCGUAUCAGGGUUUGUGUUAGAUACAGGAAUCUCCAGCGAUCUGGGAAUGCUGGGAAUGCUGUUUUAGUCAUUUUAUACCUUCCAAUAUUUGAGAUAUUUUUGCACAUCAAAUUAUUAAUAAAUUAUUUGACGUGAAAUUCGUUUGUUUGUGAGAUCUUUUGUGACAUAUUCCUGAAAUUAUUGUGUGUGUGUGUCUAUUUACCUACAUGCCCACAUAUCUUUCUAUACAUCUGCCUAGAGUAGAUAUUACCUCCAAUGUAUGGAUUGGUGAGCAAAACUACAAUAAAUUACAUUUAUACUGC